AUUACGGUAAGAACACUAUAAUCCACUAUAAAUUCCCGAGGGAGCUCAGGAUAAUGUGAAGAAAUAGGCUUUAUGAAUAUCUAUUACCCAGAGGUAAUUUGUUAAUCUUUUGUGGUGCCUGCUGCCAACUUUAUGCUGUUUCUCAUUGAUCCACACCUGAACAGGUAGGGUAUGUUGACCGUAUUCAUAGCCUCUCGCACCCAGGUAAGCCAGGUAUACAUAUAUACCUGUAGAUCUAGGACUCAUUAGUACUGGGCUGGACAUUUAAAAACCUCACACUGUAAAACAACUUGUAUUUGUGGACAGUGGUUUAACUGACAGCAGUACAUACCGGUAAAUUGUAAUUUUACCUGUUAAAUUCUACCUGUGGAUAUUAAUUACAAACACUUCGGGUGAAAACUUACCCUGUUUGGUGACAAGUUCCUGUCUGGAGUCGUGUUUAGGACUUCAGACGCAUGAUAACCAUGGCUUCAUGUAGGAGUGGACACUAGAUGACCAUGGCCUUCAGUAGGUGUGGUCAGCUAUGAGGAAUUGAGCCACACCGCUGGUCAUCCCCAGGGUAAGCGGUCUAAGGGAUCUUUAUGUCCCUGACCGGGCUCAAACCCAGCAUGCUGGCAGUAGAUGUCCUCACAGAGAAGCUACGUGACCAAACCAUCGAUGAACAGACCAAGAAAACAUCACAAAUCAAACUGAUCCAGCCAUCAGAUGGAUACAAACUCAGCAAAAAUGCGGAGGCGACGAUUGCCGGUUCAGGUAAAAAGGUUUGGACGGUGCAGUUAAAUUCUGCUACGGGGAAGGAUCUGUUAUCAGAGUCACUAAGACAGGGGUUGACAACAGCCCCGCCAAUAGCUAGUCUUGUCUCCGACCAGUUAGGGGACUUGGGGCCACCCCAGAAUCCUCCAGCCCCACCUAAGAAGAGACACUGUAGGUCUCUUACAGUGCCCGUUCCUCCAGAACGGCCAACCCCGUCAUCUUCAUGGCAACCACAGGAGUCGCGUUUAUGGAAACCUGUGGCUGUGAUAUCCAGUGAGAGGACUCUGUCUGAGGCCACAGUCAUGCCUGUCAAUUUCUGUGGCAGUGAUGCGGCCUUAGGGCUCAGAACUUGUGAGAGUGGUGGCGCCGUUUCCACAGGGUUUUGUAAUUGUGAGCAAAAUUUUGUUGUCCCUAGUGAUAUGUUCACCCCACCCGAAUCACCAGUUCCUCGUCCAUCUUCUACAUCAACAUGUUCUGGUCGCCAUGACGGCACAUUUAGUCCGCUUGGUGCACCAUGGCUUGAACAUUGUCAACGCCGGUACGACGCUUUCCAAAGCCGGAGUCUUUCAUUUGAGGAUCAAAUCUCGUGUAGUUCAAGUUCGGGAUCGACGCCUAGUGUCCCAGGUUGUUUGCAUUCCCAGCAGUCUCUGUUACAACACCAGCCUCACCAUCACCAUCAUCAUCAUCAUCACCAUCAUCGUAUCCCAAGAUGCCGUUCACAGCCAUCAAUGACUCAUGACAGAAAGUAUGGGCUCAAACGUCGCAGAGACUAUGAUCGGCCUACAUUAAAUUUUCGCAAAAUGACUGAGACAGCUUAUCAACACAUACCCCGGUCUGAAUCGCUGUCGUCACGCCAGGGUCUGAAGGAGAAACGAGUUUCAAAAUUCCAUGAGGAGCUUGAGUCUGUCAUGAGCCUAAUGCCGAUUGCAAGUUCUCCAAUGGAUACCGAUCUGCCAAUCAAACGGAUGAUGGCUGCAAGGAACAGCCCAAUCAGUGAGAUGGACAGUGGUCGUAGUGACAGUGCUGAAUUCUUGGACAGUGAAGCUAGUGACAGUCUGAGUGAGGGGCCAGUCAAGCUCCUGGGGGAAGCAUGUGAGGAAUGUGAAGAUGGGGACGAUGAAGUGGAAGAGAUAUUCACACUACAGGAGGACCUAGAUCUAGAGCAGAUAGAAAACCACUGAUAUUAUACUUCUUAAGUAUAUACACUGAUAUCACACUCCACAGAACAGACACACUGAUAUCACACUCCACAGAACAAAACACACUGAUAUCACACUCCACAGAACACACUGAUAUCACACUCCACACAACAGAUACACUGAUAUCACACUCCACACAACAGAUACACUGAUAUCACACUCCACAGAACAGACACACUGAUAUCACACUCCACAGAACAGAUACACUGAUAUCACACUCCACAGAACAGAUACACUGAUAUCACACUCCACAGAACACACUGAUAUCACACUCCACAGAACAGAUACACUGAUAUCACACUCCACACAACAGAUACACUGAUAUCACACUCCACAGAACACACUGAUAUCACACUCCACAGAACAGAUACACUGAUAUCACACUCCACACAACAGAUACACUGAUAUCACACUCCACAGAACACACUGAUAUCACACUCCACAGAACACACUGAUAUCACACUCCACAGAACAGAUACACUGAUAUCACACUCCACAGAACACACUGAUAUCACACUCCACAGAACAGAUACACUGAUAUCACACUCCACACAACAGAUACACUGAUAUCGUACUUCCUAAUACACUGGUAUCAUGCAUGUACUUAUACUGUAGAUAAUUGUUAAUAUCAUAGAAAUCUUUGUGGUGAUUUUAUGUCCAAACAAGAACUCAAACAUUAUUUAUUGUAAUGUACCUUAGGUAUUUUUGCCCCAUAUCAAAUUUUUACCAAUAGUUGUGAGUUAAACUGAUAUAUAUAUUGGACACAGUCACACAUGUACAUGCCUCCCCGUUCACUUACAAUUUACUCUGGGUUUAUACUCUAUACAACAUCACAAAUAAAUUCUACUAUACAUAAGUGUGUCAGAUUACACUCAAUCAAGGGCACACAUUGAAAUGAUUGAUACAAAUUUAUCCUCUGAAGAUUGGUCAAAGCUGUGUAUGUAAAGGCCAGUUACUGUCACAUCAACAUAUCUCACAAGACAUGCCCCUCAAUAGCUUCAUACUAUCCUUCUCAUAGGGUUUCCCUAGUAGUCAUUAGGCUUAAACUGGCGAGAUGUGACUAAUAGAAUCUAACAUGGGCCUGUUCUGUUGACAGGGAUAUCUCAACCCGAUUGUAAGAGUUCUCAUGCUUGCCAAGUACUGGCCAGCCGAACUCUUGGGUUGAUAACUCCCUAUUCACGGCACAGAACCAUAUGUGAUUAUCUUUCUCCCAUCGUAAAAAUGUAACAAAUUGUAAGGUGAAACCUUUCCAUCGCCCCUUGAAUGUCCCGUGAAAUGUGCAUCAAAAAUGAUGACUAUAUAAGUUUGCGAUGUGGUUAUGCUUCAGAAAAUCACGACGCUAUUGCUAUUGUGAGUUACAUCACAUGCCAGCUACAAUUUGUAUCUUUCUCUACCCGGUGUUAGAUAGAUUUAUCCCUUCACUAUAUCAACCACAGGCUCACCCUCUUAAGUCUGAGAAAAAAGGAUUUGAUUGGCUGGUUAAAUUUUGAGGUGAACAAAUAAUUGAUAUUUCUAUUGGCCAAUAUUUAAACUUUUUGAGAUGCAAAUGGAACUGAUAUUUUGAUUGGCUGACAACACAUCAUAUGUUUCUUACUAUUUGUGACUUGUACAUUAAGUAGGAAUUUUGGAGGUAAUAUAUUUCCAUUGUCAUGGAAAUUGUUAUGGAGAUUAUCACAGAGAUUGUCACAGAGAUUGUCAUAGAGCUACUUGUUCUGUCAAAGAUACAGACCAAGAAAAAUUUAACAAAUAGGCAAUUCUUAAAUAAACAUUUUCAUAAUUUUUUGAAAAAGAUAAAAAAAACUUGAAGCAAUAGGUAACUUAAAACUAAGUAAAGCAAUUUUGAUUUUGAAUACAAAAAAGAAAUUCUACAGUGAGCUUAAUUAACCUUAUAUUGUGAUGUAAAAAGAUGAUUGAAAACUUAUUUUUUGUAUGUGAAUAUUACCCUUUGAAUAACAGUGUAGAAUUACAUUGAUGCUAAAGCAAAAUCCUGCAAUAUAGAAUUUUUAACACAUAUCAGUAACUAAAAUCCAGCAGCACAGAAACAAAUCAGAGACAUCUUGUAGUUAACUGAUAAAGCAGAGAAUGGUCAGAAAUUUAUUGGUCAGUUAUGUUGCAUGGUUAGACAAUAAUCUUAUUGUAAGUAAUUUGGAAAACUAGAUUUUAUUUUGUUCAUUACUACACAGCUACCAUUUACAAGAAUUAAAGUUACAAACACAAUAUCUGCAGAAUAUUUUUGUUUCCUUUGUAAUUUUGAUUAAGUAGAAGCUUUAUAAUAUAAUUUCUGAUGUUGUCAACUCUGUUUGUCAACUCUGUUUGUCAGCGCUGUUGUUUGAAGUCUGAUGCACUUUACACAAUAACUGACCUUGUCCCAGGUGAAUUCACUUUUUUAUCGCAUUAGUACAUGGGUAAAAUUUAUGUUUUAUAUAUACUUUUUUGGUUUCUCUACCUUGUGAGAAUUCUCUCCUAGUUUCUGUAUAAAAUAUGACUUUUUCUCAGUGUGUGAAUGGAGUGUUGAAAUACAAUGUCUCAUUUAUGUUAUUUAAUCCUGAAAUCUUUAAAACAUUUUCAACAGGGUCCAACGGAUAUAUUUAUAUGCUUAUAUAUAUAUAUAUAUUAUUUAUUCCAAUGAAAUUACAUACAUUUUUAUCCAAAUAAAAAAGCACAUGUGAUAUACAAGGUGAAAACAACAUCAUGAAGAAGAACUAUAUAAUGUAAUGUCAUUCGUAAGGUGAUUUAUAUUACAAUGAAACCUGUCCAAUCCGACACCUAACAAAGUAACGACAUCAGUAAGGUGAAUUAUAUUACAAUGAAACCUGUCCAAUCCGACACCUAACAUUAUGUAAUGACAUCCAUAAGGUGAUUUAUAUUACAAUGAAACCUGUCCAAUCCGACACCUAUCAUAACGUAAUGACAUCUGUAAGGGGAUUUAUAUUACAAUGAAACCUGUCCAAUCCGACACCUAACAUAAAGUAACGACAUCAGUAAGGGGAUUUAUAUUACAAUGAAACCUGUCCAAUCCGACACCUAACCAUAAUGUAACGACAUCAGUAAGGGGAUUUAUAUUACAAUGAAACCUGUCGAAUCCGACACCUAACAUAAAGUAAUGACAUCUGUAAGGGGAUUUAUAUUACAAUGAAACCUGUCCAAUCCAACACCUAACAUAACCUAAUGACAUCAGUAAGGUGGUUUAUAUUACAAUGAAACCUGCCCAAUCCGACAGCUAACAGUCUGACUUAGUGGUUAAGUGCACCUUGUAAAUUUGACACAUUUUUGAACAAAAUACAAUGGUGAUCAAAAACUUGUGUAUUUGUCACACCCCAUAUACACAUACCGAUUGUAAUCAACAAAUGUCAACUGAUGCCUUUUCUAAUUUGACCAAAACAGUUACUCCUAAAUGGUGUCCUAUUAGACAGGUUUUAGUGUAAGACUUUUAAACAAUCAAAUAUGCAAUUGUGAUCCCAAGUAACGGGAAUAUAAUGAUUUUUUAAGGCAAGAUUUUCAUGUUUGAAAAGAAAAACAACAAAAUCAGUUGUAAGGGAAGGGAGAUAACUCUUAUAUAUGAUUUUUACCAAAUUACCUUAUACCAGUAAUAUUUAUUGAGGUGUAGUUGACAAGGAUUUUUAUAAACUCAUCUAUCUUGAGAUUGUAUGGAUAUAUUUUUCAAAUUUUAUGUCAAACUAGUCCUGAACUGACAAAACAACAUUUUGGCUGUUGUUUUGCUUCCAUCCAUUUGUAAUGUAACUUAUAUCAAGUGAUUUUAAAUCGUAACUUAUUCUGCAUGUGAUGUCCGCUGAAGCUGUCAUGUACUAGCCUUGCUUUCAUAAAGGCCCUGGAUAUGAUAACCUACCGUAUUAAUCUGGAAAGUAUUUCUCUCUCUACAAAAAAAGGGAAAGCACAUUGUAUCUCGAUUCUAGUACCUGUGUACCUUGAUUCUUACUUAUUAAGAUGGUACAUGUGUACAUUGAUUCCUGUGAAUUAAGACAGUACAUGUGUACGUCAAUUCCUGUGAAUUAAGACAGUACAUGUGUGCGUCGAUUCCUGUGAAUUAAGACAGUACAUGUGUACGUCAAUUCCUGUGAAUUAAGACAGUACAUGUGUGCGUCGAUUCCUGUGAAUUAAGACAGCAUUCAUGUGUACCUCGAUUCUUAUGAAUUAAGACUGUACAUGUGUACGUCAAUUCCUGUGAAUUAAGACAGUACAUGUGUACCUCGAUUCCUGUGAAUUAAGACUCUUUUGAAUUAAGACAGUACCUUUGUACCUCGAUUCUUAUGAAUUAUGAUGGUCGUUGAUCUGUGGAGUCAAGAGAUGGUACAUUCCAGUAUGGGUGUGAUGAGUAUAAAUGGCAUGCUUUUGUUAUGAUAGAGAUUAAGUUGCACUUUUCUAUAUCUAUAUGUUACUGUAUUUGUCAUUCUUUGUUAAAAUUCUGCCUCCAGUAAGUUAACAAUGUAAAUGUUAGGUUACCGUGGUAUGUAUAGUAUUGUCAUGCUGGAUUUGUUCAGUAACGGUCAUGAUGAGUACUUCAAACCCACUUCCUGUGUAUGGUCAUUUUCUGUAUAGAAAUGACAUAUGUGUGUGAAUCUAAGCCAAUACUAUAUAACUCUAGCAUGUUUAUAGAAACUAAUCUUUAAAUGAACAUUAUAUAUAUGUUUUGUGGAUGUAUUUUAAAGUCCCAUCUUGCUUCAUCGUAGACACCAGUUCAUCCAUCAUCUCAUCAGAGUGGUCUCGUUGUAGUCAUUGUUUCCAAUUCACGACAGAAUUCCAUUGCACUCCCAUGAUAUCCGUCAUAUUUCCAUUACAAAGAUAUAACAUGUUCAUGUUUCAAGAAAUUUCAUUCCACAGGAAUGUUUUUUUUAGGUUUUUUUUUUUUAGUUUUUUUAUAUUGUACAAGAUUAUGGAGUUUAUAUACAAUGUAUAUGAUAAUGACUUUGUACCGAUAUACGGAAAUUCCAAUUACGGAUUUAAAAAAUUAAUUACUGAUGGACAAGAAUUUUAAUUACAAACUAACAACGAAGUUGUUAAGAUCUGUUAUGAGAAACAAGCAAUUUAAAAAAGGAAGAAAAGAGAGACUUUUAUUGAAGUUUUUUUCCAUCCCAAUCACGACAUUGAAAAUUUAAGUCUGUGAAUUUAUUGGAUACAGCAGUAUGUUCAACAGUAGUAAUACACAAGGUUCUUUCUAAAGAGAAAACUGGACAUGGAUUGGUUUAGAUGUUAGAAGUGAUUCUUAACCACUUGCAAGUUUGUAUUAAAGGAAGAAUAGAGGUUAUCAUCAUUUAGCUCAUCUCAAUCUGUAUAAUAACUAGAACGCCAUUUAGAUCAAAUCAUCGUGAAUAUCGUCAUUGUAAUGUAGAUUGAGCAUUCUUUAGCAUAAUACACAAAUAGUUGUCACCUCUAGGCCCCAAACAUACCUCAGUGUCUUAGUCGGACAGAAUUGUAGUUCAUUAUAAUAUAUAGAUGCCAGUAUUUCCAUUGACUAACUGUUUUGUGUUAUUUUGAAUUAAUUUGUAUUUAGGAAAGGCUUGAACAUUUUCACUGAAGCAUAAAUGUUUUAUAACACAAACUUUCACAAUGUUCAAUCUUGUCAAGACAUUUUUUUCUCUCAUAAAUAUCCUCUUGAUUUAGAAAAUUUGAUAACAAUAAAAACCACAGUUUGUAUUGUUUAAAAAUGAUAAUGUUCAAAUUGAACUUUACUCCAAUAAAUCUUUUUGUGUGUUCAAAACGUUCCCGUGUAAGAUGAUAAUGUGGAUGGAUUCUGUUAGUUUUUUUUCUAUUGCCAUGACAAAGUUUAUUUACAACUUUUCUACCACAAUAGGUGGGUGUUAUUCAACUCCAAAGUCUCGAGACAUGAAAUAACCAUUACAAUUGUUGAAUAACAUUCAGUUUAUACCACACGUGGAAUAAACUCUAAAUGCGUUUUGAUUGGUUGACACUUUGACCUUUGACCAGGGAUGUUUUUUUAAUCACAUGGUUCAAUGCGUUUUGAUUGGCUAAAGAUUGAAAGUCGAUUCACAAGGUCCUGGUAAUGAUAUAACACACAAUAAUUAGUUCACAGUUUUUGUCAUAUUUUUAAAGAAAUAUAUAUAUUUCUAUCAAUUUAUUGCUUUGAAGAUAAUAAACUUGUUCAGUAUUAGUUAUGAUUUGUAAUGAAUUUUAAUACUUCCACACAUUUCUGAAAUUGUCAGUUUUGCAUAUUAAUUAGCAACACUUCAACUGAUAUUGUAAAAAGUAAACAAAAAACAGGUCAAUUUAUCCUUGAAAUAACUUUACUAUUGUGUUAGAAACAGGUCACACAAACUCGUGGUUGUUGUAUAUGGUAUUUCUUUCACAUUAGUUAGUUAUUUUUCAAAAGUUACAAAAACUCUUGCUAAAGCUUAUGUUUUUGUAAUUUUUGAAAAAUAACUUGAGUGAAAGAAAUUCCAAAUACCAUAUACAAUGACUACAAGUUGUGUAACCUCUAUUACCCUAGUAUGUUAAUAAACAACUUUUCCUUAGUUUGUUUAUUUUUCCAGCCACUGUUGUCUCAAAUUAUAAAAACAUACUAUAUCUGCAGAUCUGUUUUGGACAUAUAUCCUGUUCGAAAAAUAAUUGUACCUUUAAAUGGACAUGAACGUGUUAGUCAAGUAGGGAGAAUAAUGGCUUGUAUGUCUGACUGUAUAAACUAUGUAAUGUUUAUUUAGCUGAAAACUAUACAUUUGAACAAGAAUAUUGACGUUAGUUUUAAUGAAUAAAAACACAAAUGAAUUGUCA
Messenger RNA from Pecten maximus, 8696 nucleotides. RefSeq names its product protein FAM53A-like. The record is from RefSeq and is a predicted model, not a curated record. Bases 582 to 1934 code for a protein of 450 amino acids. NCBI's taxonomy places the organism in Eukaryota, Metazoa, Mollusca, Bivalvia, Pectinida, Pectinidae. The transcript has 6 exons. Gene Ontology annotation, cellular component: nucleus. Gene Ontology annotation, biological process: protein import into nucleus.